Eubalaena glacialis (North Atlantic right whale) is the source of this 2108-nucleotide messenger RNA. It is a transcript of the gene PRSS35, whose product is annotated as serine protease 35. Gene Ontology annotation, biological process: proteolysis. Bases 189 to 1430 code for a protein of 413 amino acids. The record is from RefSeq and is a predicted model, not a curated record. Gene Ontology annotation, molecular function: serine-type endopeptidase activity. The transcript has 2 exons. Lineage: Eukaryota; Metazoa; Chordata; Mammalia; Artiodactyla; Balaenidae.
CCGGCGGCGCUGGCGGACGGUGGCCGGGCGCCCGGGCUCUGACUCCGGCUUGUCCCGAGGCUCGAGGCAGCUGCACCCCUGCCCUCCUGCCUCGCCAGCGUCGGUGACUGCCUCGGGGGCACUUUGAUUCGAGCAGGGCAGCGCCCCUGGGACCGCGUAAGCUUCGCAGGACAACAUAGAAGAACAAAAUGGAAACGAUGCUAUUUUGGUUGAUACUUUUCACCCUUGGGUGGACUCCCAUCGAUGGAUCUGAGAUGGAACGGGAUUUUAUGUGGCACUUGAGAAAAAUACCCCGGCUUGUCAGUGAAAGGACCUUCCAUCUCAGCAGCCCCACCUUUGAAGCGGACGCUAAGAUGGUGUUAAAUCAAGCGUGUGGCAUCGAAUGCCAGAAAGAACUCCCAGCUCCCAACCUUUCUGACCUGGAAGACUCUCUCUCAUAUGAGACUGUCUUUGAGAAUGGCACCCGAACCUUGACCAGAGUGAAAGUUCAAGGUUGGGUCCCCGAGCCACAUGAAAAUCUCACUGCACAGGGAGCACCUGUGAGGAGAAGGAGACAGGUGUAUGGCACUGACAGCAGGUUCAGCAUCUUGGACAAGAGAUUCUUAACCAAUUUCCCUUUCAAUACGGCCGUGAAGCUCUCCACGGGCUGCAGUGGUAUCCUCAUCUCCCCCAACCACGUCCUAACAGCUGCCCAUUGUGUCCACGAUGGAAACGACUACAUCAAAGGCAGCAAAAAGCUAAGGGUAGGGUUGUUGAAGAUGAGAAAUAAAGGUAGUGGCAAGAAACACAGAGGUUCUAGGAGGAGCAGGAGGGAAGCAAGGGGUGGUGAUGGAAGAGAGGGUAGCAGAGAGAGUCUGAAGGAGAGAGCCAAGGCCGGAAGAAGGAGAAAGGAAUCUGCUCGGGGUCAGAGAGCUGCUGACGGGAUGCCCUCCUUCCAGUGGACCCGGGUCAAGAACACCCACAUCCCCAAAGGCUGGGCUAGAGGAGGGAGGGGAGACGCGGCCUUGGAUUAUGACUACGCCCUUCUGGAGCUGAAGCGUGCUCACAAAAAGAAAUACAUGGAGCUGGGAAUCAGUCCCACCAUCAGGAAGCUGCCAGGCGGCAUGAUCCACUUCUCAGGAUUUGAUCACGACAGGGCAGAUCAGUUAGUCUACCGGUUUUGCAGUGUGUCCGAUGAAUCCAAUGAUCUUCUCUAUCAAUACUGCGAUGCCGAGUUGGGCUCCACUGGCUCUGGGGUCUAUCUGCGUCUGAAAGAUCCAGACGAAAAGAGAUGGAAACGCAAAAUCAUUGCGGUGUAUUCCGGCCACCAGUGGGUGGACAUAAACGGUGUUCAGAAGGACUACAACGUGGCCGUGCGCAUCACGCCCCUCAAGUACGCCCAGAUCUGCCUCUGGGUGCACGGGGAUGACGCCAGUUGCACCUACGGCUAACGGAUACCUGAAACGAGGUUGUGGAUGACCUACAUCGCAGAGAAAACUAGUUCUGAUUACUCGAGUAAAGAUCACUUCAUAGGUUUUGCUUGGACUUGAACCCUAUCAAUAGUAUUUCAACAUGUUUAUUUUUUCAAAAUUAGGAGCUUUUCAUACAUUUUAAAAAGGUGUAGGUACACAUCCUACAAUUAGAUGGACACUUCAAUGCCAAGUAUAUAUUCUUCUUUACAUGGUGAUAAAUUUCAUUGGUGGGAAAAUUUUUGUUUCUUUCUGCCUUGUUAAAGAUUAGACACUCUUUAAAAUUUCAAGCUGGUGUCAUAAAUAAUAUGUGAUUUCUCAGUGGACUAACUCUCAGGGUCCUACUCCAAGAAGAGGCUAAGAGGGUGCCGGUUGUGUAUUAAAUGUGAAACUGCAUAUACAGAGGUGGACAGUUACACGACUAGAAUCAAGUUUGAGACAGUUAUAACACAGUUUGUACUACUCUGAGGUAGACCCAUUCAGCUCAUGCCCUCCAUGUUUAUAUUGUGUUUUCCAUUGGGUCUGAGAAACUUUAGGUUUUUUUUCUUUCUUUCUUUCUUUUUUUUUUUUUAAGAAUUACAAUGAACGGCAAGCUUUAUAAACAAAACUAUUAACUGUUUUACUGCUUUAAAAAAAUACCAACUGAAGUGUUAUUAUUUA